AUGGCCACAAUGGCAGCAUUUGGAGCGUUAAAAGUUCCUUCAUCCUCCUCCUCUUCUUCUUCUUCCUCCUCCUCCUCUUCUUCUUCGAAUCUCAACCGUAGAGCAUCUCUUAGAAAGACUCUCUCUUUCUCGUCUUCUUCUCUCACAGGGGAGAAAGUUAAUUCCACGCAAGAGAUCAUCUCCAAUGUCCGUCGUACCACUAAUGACUCAAAUACCAGAAGAACACCAUCAAUUGUAUCACCAAAAGCAGUUUCAGAUUCGCAGAACUCACAAACCUGUCUUGAUCCUGAUGCUAGCAGAAGUGUGUUGGGGAUAAUUCUUGGAGGAGGAGCCGGAACAAGAUUAUACCCUCUGACGAAGAAGAGAGCGAAACCAGCUGUUCCUCUUGGAGCCAAUUAUCGACUAAUAGACAUUCCAGUGAGCAAUUGUUUGAACAGUAACAUCAAUAAGAUCUAUGUCCUCACUCAAUUCAACUCCGCCUCUCUGAAUCGACAUCUCUCACGAGCUUAUGCUAGUAACAUGGGUGGUUACAAGAACGAAGGCUUCGUUGAGGUUCUUGCUGCUCAACAAAGCCCAGAGAAUCCGAACUGGUUUCAGGGAACUGCUGAUGCAGUGAGGCAAUACUUGUGGUUAUUUGAAGAGCACAAUGUGUUGGAGUUCUUGGUGCUUGCUGGAGAUCAUUUGUACCGUAUGGAUUACGAGAAGUUCAUUCAAGCGCAUCGAGAAACCGACGCUGACAUCACUGUCGCUGCUCUUCCCAUGGAUGAGAAACGAGCUACGGCUUUCGGAUUGAUGAAGAUCGACGACGAAGGACGGAUUAUUGAGUUCGCUGAGAAGCCGAAAGGAGAGCAGUUGAAAGCUAUGAAGGUUGAUACAACGAUCUUAGGGCUUGAUGAUGAGAGAGCAAAAGAGAUGCCUUUUAUUGCUAGUAUGGGAAUAUACGUUGUUAGCAAGAAUGUCAUGUUGGACUUGCUCAGGGAGAAGUUUCCCGGAGCUAAUGACUUCGGGAGUGAAGUUAUCCCCGGUGCCACCGCGCUUGGACUGAGAGUGCAAGCUUAUCUUUACGAUGGGUAUUGGGAAGAUAUUGGUACCAUUGAGGCGUUUUACAAUGCCAAUCUUGGAAUCACCAAGAAACCUGUUCCGGAUUUCAGCUUUUAUGAUCGUUCAGCACCAAUCUACACACAGCCUAGGUACUUACCUCCAUCGAAGAUGCUUGAUGCUGACGUUACAGAUAGUGUGAUCGGUGAAGGUUGUGUUAUCAAGAACUGCAAGAUCCACCAUUCGGUGAUUGGUCUUCGUUCUUGCAUAUCGGAAGGUGCAAUCAUAGAGGACACCUUGUUGAUGGGUGCAGAUUACUACGAGACUGAUGCUGAUAGGACACUCCUAGCUGCAAAGGGAAGCAUUCCGAUUGGUAUUGGCCGAGACUCGCAUAUAAAAAGAGCAAUCAUUGACAAGAAUGCACGUAUUGGGGACAAUGUUAAGAUCAUCAACACGGACAACGUGCAAGAAGCUGCGAGGGAAACGGAUGGAUACUUUAUCAAGAGUGGCAUUGUUACAGUGAUCAAGGAUGCUUUGAUUCCUAGUGGAACCAUAAUCUAA
This is a messenger RNA of Microthlaspi erraticum, 1599 nucleotides long. NCBI's taxonomy places the organism in Eukaryota, Viridiplantae, Streptophyta, Magnoliopsida, Brassicales, Brassicaceae. The record is from the annotation of a GenBank genome assembly.